Molecule: messenger RNA, 2440 nt
Organism: Saccoglossus kowalevskii
Lineage: Eukaryota; Metazoa; Hemichordata; Enteropneusta; Harrimaniidae
Product: phosphatidylinositol 4-phosphate 5-kinase type-1 alpha-like
Biological process (GO): phosphatidylinositol phosphate biosynthetic process
Cellular component (GO): plasma membrane
Molecular function (GO): 1-phosphatidylinositol-4-phosphate 5-kinase activity
Source: RefSeq, a predicted model, not a curated record
UUCGAUCGUACGUAUAUUUCUGUUCCUCUGAAGUUGGAAAGCUACCACUUUGGACUUAUAUUUACAGUUGGAAAGUAAGAGAAUUUGCCCUUCAUUAUUGCGAGACAAGUUAACGGAAUUUGACAGCGUUCGUCGGAAAUAACGACAUACGUAAACGUGUUUAGCCUAGGCAGUGGGACCGGACUGAACGUACAACACAAAUAAAAUGGCGGCGGUAGCGGCGGCAGCGGCAUGUUCUAGUUCCGCCUCAUCCAAGGAACCCUGUACGUCUGGUGUUGAAUUUGGGGAUUACCUAUACUUCGAGAGGGAACGGUUGAGGAAAAAAGGAUCAAGUAUUAAGAAAAAAGAAAGACCUCCACCUAUUGACACAUCAGGAGUAGACAAGACUGGUACAAAACCGUCCAAAUCACCAUCCACACCGAAGAUGGAGAAGAAAAUAGGACACAGAAGAGUGGAUACAUUUGGGGAGACAACUUACAAAAAGACCACAUCAUCGGCUUUGAUGUCUGCUAUCCAACUUGGUAUUGGCCACUCAGUUGGAGGACUCUCCGCUAAACCAGAAAGAGAUGUACUCAUGCAAGACUUUGCAGUUGUAGAAAGUGUUUUCUUUCCAAGUGAAGGCAGUAACUUAACAGCGGCACAUAAAUAUCCAGAUUUUCGUUUCAAGACAUACGCCCCGGUAGCUUUUAGAUAUUUUCGAGAAUUAUUUGGUAUUCAGCCUGAUGACUUUCUGUUAUCAUUAUGUAAUGAUUUAUUAAGGGAAUUGUCCAACCCUGGUGCUAGUGGCAGUGUAUUUUAUUUAACAAGUGAUGAUGAAUUUAUUAUUAAAACUGUGCAACAUAAAGAGGCUGACUUUUUACAGAAAUUGUUACCAGGUUAUUACAUGAAUCUUAAUCAGAAUCCCAGGACAUUGUUACCCAAAUUCUACGGACUAUAUACUUACCAAUGUGGUGGUAAAAACAUUAGAUUAUGUUGUAUGAACAAUCUAUUACCCUCGCACAUCAAAAUGCAUCAAAAAUUUGACCUUAAGGGGUCAACGUAUAAACGCAGAGCGUCAAAAUAUGAGCGCUCAAAACGCAGUCCAACGUUAAAAGACUUGGAUUUUAUUGAAGAACAUCCAGAAGGAUUAUUGUUGGAUGGACAGACGUAUAAUGCCCUAAUGUUGAAGACUAUACCACGAGAUUGUCGGGUUUUAGAAAGUUUUAAAAUAAUGGACUAUAGUUUACUCGUAGGAAUACAUAAUUUAGACCAAGCAGCAAGGGAAAAGAAUGCAAGUAAGAGCUCCAUACAGGAGGGCAUGCACACCGGUAUAUUUAAACAACUAAGACAAAAAAAUGCAGAUGAUUUAGAAAAAUCUGACGGCAAAGGUGAAUCGUCGCGAGGUGAAAGUCAAUCAGCUGCAGAGGAGGAACCAAGUACGUCACAGAACCAAGCCAGUCGUCAAGUGCUUUCACGGUCACGUUCCUAUAACAACAGGCAGCGUGUUGCUGCAUUCUCAACUCCCAGGGAGAUUAUACAGACAGAUCAUCCUGUACGCACACAAGAACAAGAUGAAGAGGAGGAUGAUGAAGAACCUACUGGUGGUAUUCCAGCAAAAAAUGCCAAGGGGGAAAGACUUUUACUUUUUAUAGGUAUUAUAGAUAUUUUACAGUGUUUCAAAUUAAAAAAGAAGUUAGAACAUACCUUUAAAGCCAUGGUACAUGACGGUGACACAGUCUCUGUAUGUAGACCUAGUUUCUAUGCACAAAGGUUUCAAGAUUUCCUUGCCAAAGCAGUUUUUAGAAAAAUUCCAGUUGAUCUUCAAAAAUAUGCAUUGCAUAAGGACGCAACGACUAGACUCUCAAUAAUUAAACACUCGCCCUCCAAGAAAGGGAAGUCUUUUUCUGGACCUCAUGGCACUUGCAAGACGCACACAGCCAACAUCAUUCGAACUAGGAACAACAAUGUCAACAGAACCCCCUACACCAAUUAAACCAGAUAUUCUGCCAAGUACACCACCCCCUCCUUUUGAAACAAAAGUACACAUGUCACCAUCCGAUCCAAGCAGAAGAACAGUGACAGAAGUUGUUACACCGAAACCAGUCGAGAUUACAACAAGAACAGUAACAGAAGUUGUUACAUCGAAACCAGUCGAGAAUACAACAAGAACAGGAGGAGAGCUUUCAGACACAGUCCCUCCAAUAAAUGAAACAAAAUCAAUCAAAUCAGUUACAAUUGGAACGCAACCUGACGAAAUUAUGUUUCCAGUCGACGAAAAUACAGAAAGCAGUCCAAUAAAUGACCCAGCAUCGACAGAGGAAAUUGAGCUUCAAGCAUCUACAUCAAAACAAACAACAGCUGAUACAAGUCAUGAUGAACCCCUCAACACAACAUUGUGAAUUCACUCGUCAAGACAUGCAUGACAAUUCCACUGACAGAGAGAAUACUAAUUAUUGCCAGG